Messenger RNA from Stegodyphus dumicola, 1055 nucleotides. RefSeq lists its product as uncharacterized. The record is from RefSeq and is a predicted model, not a curated record. NCBI's taxonomy places the organism in Eukaryota, Metazoa, Arthropoda, Arachnida, Araneae, Eresidae.
UGCGGCUUUAGAACUAGUAUUCGACAAUAUCUGAGCGUAUCGUGUGCUUACCUCCAUGUUCAAAACAACUGGUUGCAAGCACUAGUUCCAAGUCUUCACCUAGUUCGUGAAUUAAUGCUUGCUAGUGAUUUAACUUUUUCGUUACUGUUACGUCGUUUUUAGGUACUGCUUACGUCUUGUGAACAACCACCAUUGGAUUUCCUCUGCUUUUGCCUUCUAUUCUGAAAGAGCAGUUAGCCUAGCCUUAGACAAUAACAGGAUAACGUUAAUAGAAGAUAAUUCGACGCUGUCCUAGCCGUUCUUUUGAUGCUAGUGCCUCACUCGCCUCUCCAUUGCCCAAAACGUAUUUUCUGUAAUUCCUAUCCAACAACGACAAACGUGUUUUUGAGAAAGGAAACGUUUAGUGGAAGCGAAAAUGCGCGUACUUCCAGCUGUGCUACAAAAAGAUGAAGUUGACGUAAAGAAAAAUGAUGCUUUACGUAGUCUGUCAGAAUUUCCGCAGGAAAACUGUUCUAAUUUCUCAUUAAAAGAGAUUUCCGAAAGCUUUCUUCCAUCUAUGAUGCAUAACAGUGACGCCAAUCAGGACAAACCUAAGCCCGAAUCAUCAGUGAAAAAUAGCAAAGAUAUGUGUGCAGUUUCGUUGGAGAAAGAUUGUGAGGAUAGCAAAAAAGAGUAUGAAAAAGAAAGCCUAAAGGAAGAUAAAGUGAAAAUACGUUACAGAGUAUACGCCGAUAUAGCCCAUGUUUUCCUUGCCAUUUCAUUGAUUUCUCUUAUUAGGUUUUUACAAAUAUUCAUUUUAAAUUACUAUCAACCUUCCACUACGUUUGGAAUUUUUUUUAAAGGUUUUUGCUUCGCAUAUACUUUUGUUGUAUAUUUUCUCAGUUUUCACUAUUUAAUUGUGACAUCUAUUUCCCUGUGGCAAAAUAUCGCAUAUCUUAAAAUUGCAGAUGCAAGAAUAAAAGAGCUUUCAGUGUAAAUAAAAAUGUAAUUCGACAAUUUUUCCCCCUUUCUUUCUCUCUCUCUUUUCCUUUCCCAGUUUCAAUAAAAUAUCAUUC